Messenger RNA from Podarcis lilfordi (Lilford's wall lizard), 24975 nucleotides. Lineage: Eukaryota; Metazoa; Chordata; Lepidosauria; Squamata; Lacertidae. The record is from the annotation of a GenBank genome assembly.
AGUCCCUCCGGAGGGGAAGAGCCGCGCAGGCGCGCUGAGCGGGCGGGGGAAGGUCUCCGGCUAGCCUGGGCGAUGGCGGCCGUCAUGGCGGCGCUCGGGGUUGCCGCUGCGGGCCCAUGAGGCGGCCCUCCGGCCCUCACCCGCGCGCUCUCGCCACUAGGCAGCGAAGGGCGGCUCCGGCUGUGCCGCCGCCGCCGCCGCUCGCGUUUCCCAGGCCAUGGCGGGCGUCUUCGACAUCGACCUGGACCAGCCCGAAGAGGCGGCCUCGGACGAGGAGCUGGAGGAGGGGGUGAGGCAGGCCCGGCCCAUGUGCGGCCCGGCCGGGAGGAGGCGCCUCGGGGGAGCCCAGCUCAGGCCUCGGGGGCGGGGAGGGCGAGGCGACGGAGGCCCCGGUCGGAGGGAGGGAGGGAGGCGGGCCGGGCGAGGCCGCCUUCGGGGAAGGACGUGGCCGAGGGUGGGAGGCGGACGGGCGGCUCUUGGGGGCUGCGAGGAUGGUUCCGUUAUAACUGACUUGCUAUUCCUGCAUUGUACUAACGGCGUUUGCUGCUGUUAUUACGGCCUUCCCGCAUUGUGCCUUUGGCAUGAGCAGUAGGAAGAAUAGCGAGAGUAGUAAUAAAUGCAUACAAAUCCGUGGUCGUGUUUUUGCAUUGGGUUUGACACGUGUUCUUACUAUUUUUUAGGUUCCUGCACUGUGCAUUUUAUUAUGAUUAUUAUUACUACUAUUAAGAUCUAGUAAUAAUACAAUAUUAAAUGAUUGUUUCUGCAUUGCGUCCGACAGGUGGUUAUUAUUAUUAUUUUUAAAUUCAGGAUUAUGAUGAUCCAGCGGUAAUAAAUUAAUGAUUAUGUCACAGGUUAUUCUCAUUAUUAUUAGGCAGUUACUGAACUAGGUGAACCAACAGCUUGACUCGGUAUAGGACAGCUUCCUAUGUUCCCGGUGGCCAUUAAUACAUUUUGUGGUAGCAAAAGGUCUUUUUUUACAGAAAGUGCAAAAGCAGCUUGCAUUAAGAACUCAGUAGUGAUAAAGGUCCUGUGGCACCUUUCAAAACUUAACUGGUUUAUUGCAGCAUCCACUUUGGUGGGGCUGCAGCUCACUUUGUCAGGUAAUAGUUGCAUUUCAAUGAAUCUGAGUGAGAUGUAGUGGGCACAAGUCCAUGAAAGCUGAUGCUGCAAUAAAUCUGAUGCAGUUCGAUCUUUUCCACAUCUCCUCAGAAGAAAGUCCUUUUGAGGUCAGUGGGGUUUACUCUUAGAUAGGCUAAAAUCCUAUAAGCACUUUAUGGCACCAUCCUAAUCAUGUCUAUUCAGAAGUAAGUUCUGCUGAAUUUAAUGGGGCUUAUUCCCAGGUAGGUGUGGUUAGAAUUGCAGCCUUGGUCUUUAAAGUAUCACAAGACUUUCUACUGUUCUUGCUGCAACAACACAUAUUCUCCUGUGGAAUUUAUUACUAAUGAUAACAGUGCUUUAAUAAGUGAACUAGUGCACUUAUUGUUAAUGACCCAGUUAAUCUUAAUAGAUGCUGCUUAGUCAUGGGAGUGAGGAAAUACGGGUUGGUAUUCAGCUAAGUUAUUCCGAGUAGACUUAUUUAAAUUAAUGAAUGUGACUAAGCUAGGGUCAUUAAUUUUGGUCUGGUAGUUGACUACCCAUUAUUUUGCCUUUUGCUUAUAAUCAUUUUUGUGGAGUGAAUUUUCAGAAACUGCUCUAUUUUGACUCUAUGUAUUAAGGGGAGGCAAAAGAUAGUAUGUGGUGAUAAGAACAUGCAGAUACUGCUAUAUGCGGGGAAAGGGUUGUUUAGGAAAUGAAUGUGGCUCUGCCUGAUUAGAGCAGCCUUGUAACUUUUGAGGGUCACACUUAAUAUCUUGUAAUAAUUUUACCCAUAAGAGGGAUUGUUGAAGACAAGCAGAGCACUGCCUGCCCCUCUUUUAUGAGUUAAAAGCAGGUAAGUAAAAACAUUUUGCAGGCUAGAAAUCAGUGUUCCUUGUGCCUCUUCUUCUUAGCCUGUUUGGUUGUACAGGAAGAAACUUUGUCUCCUGUUCAUCCAGUGAGGCAGUGCAGCGGAUUGGCAGUGGAGGGAUGAAGUUAUAUAUGCUGCCAGCUCACAUGGUUUCUAUGCUGGAGUAAUAGAAUGGGGCUUCCUGUGUGUCAACUCAGCAGGCUUGUGACAGAGACCUAUAUCCCUUUGCAGUGUUUCUCUGUUAGGCACACAGGAGCUAAAGUUCUGUCAUGCACAUCCAGCAUAGAAAGGAAGUGGUGAGUGGCAGAAAGCAUGUCUUGAGCUGUCCAUUGCCCAUCAGCAUACAGUGGUACCUCGGGUUACAUAUGCUUCAGGUUACAUAUGCUUCAGGUUACAUACUCCGCUAACCCAGAAAUAGUACCUCGGGUUAAGAACUUUGCUUCAGGAUGAGAACAGAAAUCGCGUGGUGGUGGCGGCGCAGCAGCAGCGGGAGGCCCCAUUAGCUAAAGUGGUGCUUCAGGUUAAGAACAGUUUCAGGUUAAGAACGGACCUCUGGAACGAAUUAAGUACUUAACCCAAGGUACCACUGUACUGGGUGGUGUGCUGAAUGUGCUAAAGGUUGACCUGCUGCUUGUCUACCAUAGAUACAUAGCUGGCUGACAGCAAGAGGGAAGGAGAGCUUUGUCAUUCGUCUUCUUGGUUACUAUGCUGAAUGCAUUAGAAGGCACAUCACCUCUUGCACGUACAGUAUGGAAAUGCUUGAGGAGUGACAAAGCACUCUUAAGCUUCCACAGCCUGCUUGGUUUCAGCACUGGGCAGGAAGGAAGCAAAAGUGCUCUGGAAAGGAGGCGGAGCCCAGGUUAGCAUUCCUUGUUGCCUGUGGUAAGCCAAGUGAGUGGGUUACAAGCAAGGCUGGGCUUGGGUGUCCCCUUGCUCCAACAGGGCUACUGCUUUUGUGUUUGAUAACUGGGUGCUGAAGCACAAGCGAGCACAAAAUAAUAUUCAGGUGUAUUCAUUCCCUGCAAUACACUCUGGAUAAGGGCAAAGAAUACUUGCUAUGUCCCAUUUGGGUUUUUAAAAACUUUUUCUUUUAAAUUUUAAGCCUUAAAGAACAAAAAAGUUGUCCCGCUAAAAGUUUACAAGUCAUUAAAAGAAUACAAAGGAUUACAAAAGCACAAAUCACAAAAAAUGCCAGAAAUUUCAAUCUAGUCUCUCCAGAGUCCUCCAUGUGUUUGGGGUUAAAUGGGUCCAAUUUCUCUUAGCAGCACAUAGUUGACACAUCAGUUUUUCUGCUAGUGCAACUGCCUAAACAUGAGUGUGCCAAGAGACAGACUCCCUCCAGAAUGCCAGUUUAUUAGAUAAUUCUGUUAUUUGCCAAGUCUUGUUUAGAGUGCUUGGGACUGAAGUCUAAUGCAUACAUACAUUGGGGAUAUGUUCCAUUGGACUUAGUUCUGCAUAAACGUGCCUAGGAUCAGGCGGUGAGGGUUCUAGGCCUGUGGAACGGUGUUGCUGCUAGUUUGCUGGCUGCAAGUAGUUGUCUUAGGAGACUUGUUGAGCCAGUGCAUGAGUACUGGCUGUAGUUGAGGACAGCUUCCCUGGUAAAGAUCCAGCUUCCUUGAAACCUGACAAAUAUUGCAAGUUCCUAGAGUUAGGAGAAGGCUGUAGCUCUUUGGCAGAGCAUUGGCAUCUCCAGGUAGGGCUGGAAGAGGGACUCAUCUGAAAUCCCAAACAGCUGCUAUCUAUUCAUGUAGAGAAGAGCUAGACAGAGAUCUACUCUAGACAGAACUAGACAGAACAGUGGUGUGAUCCAGUACAGUGGUACCUCGAGUUAAGAACUUAAUUCGUUCUGGAGGUCCGUUCUUAACCUGAAACUGUUCUUAUCCUGAGGUACCACUUUAGCUAAUGGAGCCUCCUGCCGCCACCGCACGAUUUCUGUUCUCAUCCUGAAGCAAAGUUCUUAACCCAAGGUAAUAUUUCUGGGUUAGCGGAGUCUGUAACCUGAAGCGUCUGUAUCCUGAGGUACCACUGUAUAAGGUAGCUUCCAGUUUUUCUAGGGUUAUUCUGCAGAAGAAAACUGCAUCAAUACAGUGAGGGGUGACCUCAUUUAACCUUCUUGUGAAGGUCUGCAAAUAUUGAUGCUGUUUUGUGGUGCUGCAAGCUAGCGUCCAAAUUGAAGGUAAAUGUUCUUCAAAAGAAAAUGCUUAUAUAACACAUAUUAUAUAAAGGCAUGUAUACACACACACACACACACUGACUAGGCUUUUAAUUAGUGUUUUACCUGAAAAUAAAGAAUAUCUGCUGUUACUUGUGCCACUAUACACUCAAAAUGGUAUUUUAAAGCUUUUAAGUAGCGUUUUGAUUUUGUAGAUCAAAACCCAUGUGCUCUGAGGUUGCUUUUGAUCCUGCCAUUGUUGCAUGACAGGUGGUUUUAUGCUCAUCAGCCUGUCCCAUUUUUGUGUGUGUGUGCGCACGCUAUUGUAGAAUCAUCUGUUCUGUCUGUGCAUGGUGGUAUAUCUUUUCAAACUUGCCUGGAUGAAAUAGUCUUUUCAUCUCCUAGGUCUUCAUAUCCACAACCAGUUUGUUAUUAUGCCACCAAUGCUGUACACAAGUAAUUUAUUCCUAUCUGGGGUGGAUACAGGACCAAUGUUCUACUUACUAACAGUAGUCUUAGGUGCAAAUUGUAUUGCAAAACAUUGGACCCAGCAAGGUUUUGCUAGAAACCUGCUUCUUGACCCCUCCCUUUAUCCAGGAGUCAAUUACCAGUCCACACACACCCUCCCUUAAGUGCUUGGAUUUUUGUACUCCUGACAUUAGUUGUAACUGCUGGUGAUAAGGCAGUAGAAUGAUGCGAAGAAAGACAGUCGUACCCUGGUUCUCGAACAGAAUCUGUUCCGGAAGUCCGUUCAACUUUCGAAAACCAAGGUGUGGCUUCUGAUUGGCUGCAGGAGCUUCCUGCACUCAAUCGGAAGCCGCAUUGGACGUUCGGCUUCCAAAAAAAGUUCGCAAACUGAAACACUCACUUUCAGGUUUGCAGCUUUCGGGAGCCAAAACGUUCAAGUCACAAGGCGUUCAAAACCAAGGUACGACUGUAUUUUAAUUUUUGAGAGGACUGGAAACAGUCCUGUUACCCUUGGUGAAGUGGUGGUGAUGUCUAGCUUCAGACUCUGUAAAUGAAUAAAAUCAAUCCCAUGUGAGCUACGCCAAGCAUGGAUUGUGGUGGUGGUGGGCAAAUAAUAUUAGUAGCUUUUUAAGGCUAACUUUUCCUAUGGUCUGUCCUUCAUAUGUGACACAGGUUUAGUUUUCACCAACAGCAGAUUAUAAACUUGUUUGAAGUAUAGAACGUCAGGCUGAAAAGAUGCUUCUCCAUGCAGUUUAAAAGAAAAAUAGGCUGCAGUCAUAGAAACAGAGAAUUGUAUAGUUGCAAAGCAUCCUGAGGGUCAUUUAGUCCAACCCCUGCUAUGUGGGGAUCUCAGCAAAAGCAUCCAUAACAGAUGGCCUUCCAACCUCUGCUUAAAAUCCUCUAAUGAAGGCCAGCCCACCACCGUCCAAGGGAGUCUGUUCCACCAUUGAACUGCUCUUACCAUCAGGAUCCAGUUCAUCCUGAUGUUUAGUUGGAACCUCCUUUCUUGUAACUUGAAGCCAUUGGUUUGGGUCCUACCCUCUGGGGCCAGAGAAAAUAAGUAUGCUCCAUCCUCCAUGCAAUAUUUCUAUAAGCUCUCUAAGCUGAGCUUCAGGGAGCCGAACAAGUGGAAGUUUUGAGGGGAGAGGGCUGCAGUGGGGAUGAGAGGGCAGUUGCCUGGAUAGAGUUCUGUUUGCAUAACUCUGGCUCCAACCCAUUAAGUCUCCAGCAGCCCAGGUGUUGGGGACCUAGGCGUUGUCUUCAUUUCGUAUAGUAAAGCAGAUCCUGCUUUUCCCCAAUGCAGUAAGUUCUCAGUGGUAAAAACAGUUCUGAUCUGUAGUGUCCAGAAAAGACCCAUGUUUUAAGAGCUAAAUUAGUGACUGUCAGCGUUGUACGAAAUUGGGUAGCAGUGUAGUUGGGUAAAGAGUGCUGAGUCCCUGUGCUGUGCUUUGGAGGAUUUGGCAGCGCUCCUGUCGAACUCUGUGGAUGUUCCACAAAAACCCAGCAUAGGAAUUACCAUACCCUGCUGCUGACUGUGCUUAUGUAAGAGCUGAAUGCAGUCUUGCAGUGCUGUCAGUCCUAAAUCCUGGGUUAAUGUUUAAGCAAAAAUUCAUAGUUCUUUCUAAACAUACACUGUUUACUUUUCUGAUUCUCUCUCUCUCCUCCCCGCUUAUCUUGUUUUAGGGUCACUUAAGUGAAAGCAUGGACCAUGGGGGAGUCGUCCCAUAUGAGCUGUAAGUUUUUAACUGGAAAUGGAUCCUUGUCAAUGGAAGAGUUGGGGAGGAAACAGUCCUGUCCUAAGUCAGUGCUAGAGUCUAGGUAGCAAUGCCAUCAUGUUUAAUUAGCUGUUCCUGCCUAUGAAAUUGCUCCUUGUGCAGGCAGGCAGCUCGAGAGUGAACCAUGCAAUAUUCUGAGGGGCCUUGAAACAACUUUUUGUCUCAGUCUGCUUGUUUCUGUGCCUAUAUUCAGUUUCAACAGUUAUAUCUCCCAGCUGGUAACUACCUCUGUGUUCGGAUUGCUUGUUGGAAGGAGAUCUCCCCCUCCAAGAGACAGAAUGAGAAAAAGCACACACACACACACACACACACACACACACACAGAUUUUCCAAGGAAUCUGGUUAAAAGUUGAACCCGGUAGUAUUAAACUAAACCUUGAAAAAGGAAGUUGGAAAGAGUGUCAUUCUGUCAAUUUCCUCCUUCAGCUCUAUUUACUUUUUAAGAGAGCAAAUGUUGCCCACUCUCACUACUUAAUGAUCAGGGAGACUCAAAGGCUUUGUGGGCACAGGGGAAGACCUUAGGGCUGCCUUGCAGCCACAGACACCACAUUGUCAAUCCCUGGAGUAGGCUGUAAACCUAAACAGGCCAGUAUCAAUAAUUUAUUGUCUUAAUCCAGCAAGAGCUGUUUCAGAUGCAAAAAGAGGUUUCCUGUAUUGUGUCCUACUUGCCGCAGUUGCAAUGAGGAAACAACCUUUGUGGGCAGGGGGCUGUGGGGGUCUCCCUUCCCUUGUAUAUGAAGGUAUUCUAUCCUCUGCAGUUGGCAUUGGCCUCUAGUAGUUUGCUUCUCUCUCCCCUUUAAAACUAGUGCUUUCAGAGCACUAUGCUUAGGUCCAUGUAUGCAUCCUGUUCAAGCAUAUAAGGAAGUCUGGAUUGAUGCACAUGUGUUAGAAUGGUUUCAUUUGCCUGACUUCAGAAACGUUUCAUGUUGUUGUUUUUAAAAAAAUUACUGUGCUUUGAAAAAAUGUAUUUCUUAAAUUAAACAUUUCAAAUUAUUUAGAACUCAUAUUUGCAGUAGUCAGAGUUUGUAUUCCAGUUUGUAUUCUAAAUAAUACUUUCUCCCCCAUCCCUUCCUGAUCACCUCACAGGGAGGCUUUUAGUUAUAUACAGAAUAGUUAAUGUACUUAGUAUUGUUUUAAAGGUUACCCUAAUUAACUUUUUUGUUUGUUAGUGGCAUGGAGCAUUGUGAAAAAUUUGAGAUUUCGGAAACUAGUGUGAACAGAGGCCCUGAAAAGAUCCGCCCAGAGUGCUUUGAGCUGCUACGUGUCCUUGGAAAAGGUGGCUAUGGAAAGGUAAGAAGUAUGAGAUGUGUGAGCUUGGUGAGAGAUGCUGUAAAUAUUGGAAAAAAUAACAAAUAAAUAUAUGCAUGUUAUCUAUAAGAUGAUCUAAAACAGAAGUUUUCUGGCUGGUUUGAAGUCAAAAGACUUCUCUCUACCGCUCCCUGGUAGUGGAAGAGCUUCAAACAGCAGACCUUGCAGUGUCUGCUAACUCUCUUUUAAAAAGGCAUCUAAUUAAUCUCCAUUGUCUUGGACAGGUUUUCCAAGUUCGAAAAGUAACGGGAGCCAAUACUGGUAAGAUAUUUGCCAUGAAGGUGCUUAAAAAGGUGAGUUGGCUUUUGACAUUUAGCUAUUAAAUAAGAGGGGCUGUCUUGAGGGGAAGAGAUCAUAGUUCAGCAACAAGAGCUCAUGUCACUGGCAGAGAGUUCUGGUUUUAAUCCCUGGCAUCUCCAGGUUUUGUUCUGUUUUUCUUUUUUAAAAAAACAGACCAGAGAGAGGCUGAUGAGAUGGAAGAAGAGCCUGCUGGAUCAGGCCAGUGGCCCUUCUAGUCCAGCAUCCUGUUCUCACUUAAUGCCUGUGGGAAACCCACAAGGAGGACCUGACCACAAGAGCACUCUCCCCUCCUGUGGUUUCCAGCAACUGUUAUUCACAAGCAUUGCUGCCUCAGUGUGGAGGCAGAGCAUAGCCGUUCUUUCUUAGUCCGAAAUUCUGAGACCAGAGAGCCUCCACUGGUCAGAGUAGACAAUAUCAACAACUAGUCCGAAAUGGUGUAAGGCAGCUUCCUAUAAUCAAAACUGCUGCACUCGCUUCUAGAAUAGAAACCAGUAACUAGUGUGCCAGUUCCUGGGAACUGCAGGGGUGUGGGGAGUUCUGUUGUUCUCAGGUCACGCUUGUGGGAACAUGGACCACUGUGAGAAGAGGAUGUUGGCCAUGUCCUGAUCCAGCAGGCUCUUCUUAUGUUCUUAUUUGUUAAUGCCAAGGUUGGCAAAAUGGUGCGUCUGGGUAUCUACCUAUCUGUUUUUGCUGGCCAACAAUUCCCAUCAUUCCUGACUAUUGGCCAUAUUGUUUGGGAAUGAUGGCAGUUGUAGUCCAAAAUGUCUCGAGGCCACCACAUUGGCUACCACUUGUUUUAUGAAUUGGAAUCAACUGUUUCUUUAAUGACUCCGAAAUUCUUUAAAGGUUUGCGCAUAAACUUUUGGAACUCUGUUUUGUUUUGAGAGCAAGUUAUGCAGGGGGAGGUCUGUUUUGCAAGCCAGUAUUCUUAUUUAUGGCUUAUCGCAGUAUAUUAGCAUAGCAUACUUUGCAGAGCCCUUUGACUUACAUUUUUUAAAAGGUUGCUGAGUGCAUAUUGGUCUGUUGAAACCUAAAUUACUCUGGACAUGAUCCAACUGAGGCAUACCACUUAGUCCCAUUUAUUUGAGGUAGAAGAAAUUCAGAUGCACUUUUAACUGUGUGAGGAAUCAUUGAUCUCUUCACAACAUGUUUCUUGUAACAAUGAAUGCAAAGUCCAGCUAAAUGAGAGAACAAUUGGAAGAGCAAGAAGAGGUGUCCAGUGUGUUGUCAAGUACCAGUGAGAAGACUCUAGCACUUUUUAUUAAGAGCUGACAUUGACUUGCUGGUGGCAACCCUUGGCCCAGAAGUUUACUCUCUUGGCUCAGCUCAAGCGUUAUACCCAAGCCAAGACUCCUGAUAACACACUUGCAUUUAUUUGUAUAAGUCUACGGUUUACUGUUAACCCCAUGUAAACAAGAACCGGAAACCCACUUCAAACCAUGAUUUGAAGGCACAUUUGUUAGUGCUUAUGGUAGCUUGCUUGAUUGGUUUGAAUAUAGUGGGAAACUUUGGCUUGUAGUGAAGCAGGGAUUGAAUCAAAGCCAGGGGGCAGGGGCAGAGUGUGUGAGCCCAAGGCUUGCUCUCCCCUCUUCAAACCAUGGUUUGAGAGUUAUGUGUGAAUAAGUCCUUCAUGUUCCAUCAUGAUGCCAGCAAUCGGUGGCUGUGUAUCAUGGGAUUGCUGACAGUUGGUUUCUGGUGUAGUCUUUAGAACAUGGUCUUUACUGUUGAAGUCUCUGUUCUCUAGGCAAUGAUUGUGCGAAAUGCAAAAGAUACAGCUCACACGAAAGCAGAGCGGAACAUCUUGGAGGAAGUCAAGCAUUCGUUCAUUGUAGACUUGAUUUAUGCCUUUCAGACUGGUGGAAAACUCUACCUCAUCCUUGAGUAUCUUAGUGGUAAGGAUGCAACUGAUGGUCAGAAUGUGAAUUCUGGUAUUGUAGCCAGCCAGCAGUGUGGGGUGGAAGCUUUUUCACAUACCGUAUAUAGCAGAAAGAUGACUUAUUGUUUCUUACCUUUCUCCCUCCACCCCAUGCCCAUUUCAUUGCAGGAGGAGAACUGUUCAUGCAGUUGGAGAGAGAGGGGAUAUUUAUGGAAGACACAGCUUGGUAAGACAAACAAGUUCCAAUUUCCAAGCCUCAACAACCAGGCAGCUUCCUGUGUUCCUACAUAAGGAAGUUUCUGGGAAAGUGUUAACCUUUUCAGAGUUGAAUAAUUGUUGCCCAUUUUGAACAAACUGGCAAGUUUGGGUAUUUUAUAUGAACCUAUGUUCCUGUGGAAAAUACCCAGAUUUAACAAAACAGUGCAUGGAUCCCCUGUUUGGAACUGUGGAAUAGUAAGUACCGUAUUUUUCACUCUAUAAGAUGCACCAGACCAUUAGACGCACCUAGUUUUUGGAGGAGGAAAACAAAAAAAAAGAUAUUUUGAAUCCCAGAAGCCAGAACAGCAAUCCCUCUUGCUGUUCUGGCUUCUGGGAUAGCUGUGCAGCCUGCAUUCGCUCCAUAAGACGCACACACAUUUCCCCUUACUUUUUAGGAGGGGAAAGGUGUGUCUUAUAGAGCAAAAAAUGCGGUAUUUUCUGUGUACACUCUGGGAUGCUGGGAGAAUCUGCCAGAAUGCACUUGUUUCGGCCAGGAGGGAAGUGAAGUAAAGAGAUUCAAUUCUUCAGCUUAGUGGCUUGAGUACUCACCCUCCAGCUCCUGAGGAGCAGAACUAACUUACGCUGGCAGUGAAAUUGCAGACUUAUCUCAAAACUAUGAUUUGGUGUGACGUCUGAAUUGAAAAACCAUUGUUUGUCAUAUCUGACAAGGCAGAACUGGAAAUGGUGUUUAAAUUGAGUGUGCAGGCUGUGGUUUGUACUGAGUGUGGUUUGGUGUGAUGUCUGAAUUGACGAACCAUAUGGCUGUUUCUCCCCCUCUGAAGGCUGUCCCACCUAGGGCCUGGGGUAUGAAGUGGAUGGAGAAAUAAACCAUUUAGGUAUCUUGGCUAGCCUGAUCUUGGAUUGGUUCACAUUCUAAAAUUAUGAUUAGUGCAAACCACAGUUUGGUGCGGUAUCUUAAUAUUCAGCCACAGAAUUUUUGUACUCAGAUAUGAUGCGUUGCUAUUGGCAUUUAUUUGUUAAUGAAAUUCUUGCAUUUCAGCUUCUACUUGGCUGAAAUUUCAAUGGCUUUGGGGCACCUGCAUCAGAAGGGGAUCAUCUAUCGAGAUCUAAAGCCAGAAAACAUCAUGCUCAACCACCAAGGUUAGUGGUACGACAGUGAGCUCGUGUGUUGGCUCGUGCCAUAGCUUUAUAGUUCUGAAAGAAGGGUGGGAAACCCUCAGGCCCAGUGGCCAAACGCUGGUCUCUCUGCCUGGCCUUUGGGAUUCUCCCCCAUCAUACACCUUUCCCAGCCACAUCCCUCCCUGGCCCUCCUCUGCAGCCUCACUGAGUGUUUUUGGCAGGCUGGGGUGUGUCCUUGAACUUUUAUAAUGCCUCUUGGUUGCCUGAAUCAAGGAUAGAGAGGGGUCACAAUUGGUGCCCUGCCCACUUUUGCCUACCAAAGGCAUGUGACCCUCAAAGGUUGCCGCCUUUCCCCAUCAGCCCUAUCUAGGCUGGCAGUUGCAGUCCAAAAUCAUCUGAAGGGUGGCAGGUUGGUGAGGAGGAUUUAAAGCAUUUCUCUCCAGCCAGAAAAAGCUUGCAUCUCUGCGCUAAGACCGUUCCUGCCUCCAGGCUUCAAAUCUAAAAAAAAAAACGCAGAAGAGAAAUGGAAAAGGGAUUGGGUGUCUUUGACGCGCUUCUCUUGUUUGAGCUGUCCCCCCCUGCCCCAUUUUCUCAGACUGAAUCCAGCCAUUUGUGAAGUCUGUUUUGUUUAUUUAGAACAUGUUACCCUGCUGCUCAGCCAGAAAGGCUCCCAGAGUGGCUUAAUGCUUCCCCUAUGCUUAAUGCUUCUCCUGAGGCAGUCGGAAAUCUAGAUUAUCUGUUAGGGCAAAAAAGGACACUGCUCUUCACGCCACCCUCAAGAUACUGCAUGGUUAUAUAUGUUAUUUCAAUUUUUUGAAAGCAAGCUGUAUGCCACCAAGCAUUUGAAGUCUCCAGAGUAAUACCCUGUUAAGUCUUUCUCUGAGAAAGUCUGCUGAUUUCAGUGGUCUUAACAUUUCUUAGUCCAUUGAUUUUAGUGAGUACGUUUUGUGUUAUGACUAACAUUGGAUCUCAACCUGUGGGGCAUAUGGAGUGGGGCUUGUGUGUUUUUCCUGUUGGGAAUCGGUAUAGUUCUAAGGUUACAGCUUUUUAAUUGACUUACUUUAUCUGCCUUGAGGGGCUUUUGCUGAAAAACAGUUUAUAAAUUAAGUACUGUAUGUUAAAAUUUAAAAAUGCCCAAGUUGGGGUUUUGGUCUCAGAUACGACUUGUUAGAAUGACACGUUAGUGUUUCAUUCCCACUUUUCCCCCCCUGUUUCCUUUUAGGUCAUGUUAAGCUGACAGAUUUUGGACUGUGUAAAGAAUCCAUUCAUGAUGGAACUGUCACGCAUACAUUCUGUGGAACAAUAGAAUACAUGUGAGCCCGCAUGAUGAAACAGAAAAGUAUUUCUCUGGUCUGGGGGUAAUGGCUAAAUUUUACCUUUUAAAAACUUAGCUCAAUAUAUGAUGGGCUUUUCUUGGGUGAGGGGCAAGGGGCUAGGCUGUCUAUAGAGCUCAGGACUACUUCCAUAAAUAUUUGAGACACUGUAUGUAGAGAAGUCUCCCUGCCAGCCUGCAGUCCCCUUCAUCCCUGACGAGUGAAUUUUGUUGGUGUGGCUGAUGGGAGCUGGAGUCCAGUAGCAUGCAGAGGGACACAGGUUCCCCACCACAGCCAAAGGGCUUUAUCUAAACCACGUAUAUUUGAAAGGAGCUAGAUUUUAUACAUAACUUUGUAAAUGAAACUAAAACUUUUUUGCCCUUAAAACUCGUUUCUAGCUUAGCCACCUGCAUAUUCUUAAGUUAAUUAAAUUAUGCUGCUUUGGUGGUGUGAUAACUUGCAGCUGAGCUCAGAUCAUUGACAGUUGCUUGUUAGGAAUCAUGAAUUUUGGAAUCUGGAAUCGCUGGGGAUUCAUGUACCAUUGGAAGGUUGUACCAUUGUAAGGCUGAACCAGGUUUAUGAGCAUUACACUCUUCAUGCCCAGUGGAGCAAAAGAUGGCUGAUAAACAUUUUAUGACCCACAGAACAAAGCUCCGCAUAUUUUAGAAACUUCCCUUGAUCUGAUUUUGUGAUAUGAGGUACGUACAUCCCACUAUACUACACAGCCAUGCUGUAACAGCUAUCUUUUAAUUUAUGGGGCACAAAGCAUGUAGCAGCUAUGUGCUGAUCCACGUCAUGAAAUUCAUCCAUCUGCUACAAGCUUACAAUGAUAGGGUGACUCCAAAUCCCUAGAUUCAAGCCAAGUACCUGGUUUUCAUUUCCUUGAAGUCAGUUGCAGGUUAUUUUAGCAACAGGUCAGUUCUAUGUUGUAGGAGAGGCUUGUAGUAAAUGUGGAUCCAUACACAGCAGUGAAAAAGAACUUUCUUGUCUGGUUGCCUGGAGGCUGUUUUUACUCACCACAGGUGAGUGGCUAUUUACAAGCCUUUCUGGAUAGGGUUUGGGGAGGCAGGGGUGUGUAAGAAUUGUACAGCAAUACAACUUAAGCCGUAUAUGGGGCAUCUUUGCAUCUUCAUUCUGUUUCUUUGAGGGCAGGCUAGUGCUAUCUGCCUGUUCAAAACUUUUUUGCUUUGAUUUUUCUUGUCUUUCUAGGGCUCCUGAAAUCUUGAUGCGGAGUGGGCACAACCGUGCUGUGGACUGGUGGAGUUUGGGGGCAUUAAUGUAUGACAUGCUGACUGGAGCAGUAGGUGCACAUUUAUAAACUGCAUGCAUUUUUUUCAUUUCAUAGAGCAGGGUUUUCCAAACCUCUGAGUUCACUAGCCUCUCUUGAUGAGCUUAUAAGCAGCAUUUAUCGAUCACCGUUGCUAAGAAUCAGAAAACGUAAAGAAAGAAGUAAAGCAAAUGAAAACAAUGAUACCAUCUCUAAUGAGAUGGAUGGGCUUUUAAGUGUUCACAGAAUUGUAGAAUUGCCCUCCUUACUGAAUACUUCAGCCCGGUGUGUGUUGUCUGCUCAUCCCAGCCAUUUUAUUAAAUAGCAUAUGUGACGUCAUCACUCCUGGUUCUCCCCUGCCCCAGUUCCCCUUCAUUGGCUGCUUCACCUUGACAUGUAAAUGAUCCACCCAGAGCUACCAUUUAGCCUUGGGUUGCCUAUGUUAAAAACCAAACCCAGUGCUCUUCCCAUUGUUUUUGCAGCCCAGGAAUUGGGACUGGUUUUCUUGCUGUACUUCCAAAGCUUUCUUCAGAAUAGCAUUGUGUGGAAAUAGCUUUAAUUGGGACUGUGUGUUUGCUUUUCAAAAUAAAAAUAUGUUAAAGCAGGAGUAUCUAUUUUUAUAUGAAAUUGCAUAAUUGUGGUGCAUAGUUCCUUAUGGCCUCCUCUCUCUCUUUUCUACCUCCUCUCCUCUGUCUCCCACAUUCCAUAGCCCCCAUUCACUGGGGAGAAUCGAAAGAAAACCAUUGACAAGAUUCUCAAGUGUAAACUCAACUUGCCUCCCUACCUCACGCAAGAAGCCAGAGAUCUGCUUAAAAAGGUGGGGAUCUUAACAGGGAAAUUUGGGGGUUUUAUCUUAAAGCGAGUCACAGACCAGCGCUUCCCCAAUUAAAUGACUUUGGGUUGCGUCCAACUAAAACCUUACUUAAGUAGACCCAUUGCAAUUAAUGGCUCUAAGUUAGUCAUGUACUUGUGAAUACAGAGGGCCUGCCACUUACACGAGGAUUUGGUUCUGAGGGUCUGCGUGCAAAGCCAGGAACCCCUGGAACCACACCCUGCAAGGCAGAGGGCUGCUUACCUGCAUCUGGGAACAUUGCAGGAGGGCCAUGGGCAACCUUCCCAGACCCUGAUAAGCGAAGCACUAAGAAGAAGCACUUUCUUUACUGGCUUCUGGGAUGAUCCCAGAACCCUCACACCUUAUCAGGAAGGAAGGCAUCACCAUACCUGCUGCGCCUCCUUCCCAAAGCUAGUCACCUUGGUUACCUGGCCAUGUGAGGCUUCUGGGACGCUGUCAGAGCCCUCCCACUCCCUCCUCAAAGCCCUGUAAGUGAGGUGCGGGUAAAUAAAUGGAGAGUGGAAAGCAAUGAGUUUCCUUGGCUUUCCGUUUAUCUGCUUAUUUUACUCCCACCCACGUAAGGUUGCAAUCAUGUAAGUAAAGCAAACACAAUUUAUGGUUUUCCUGUAUGACUAACCCUGGAUGCUGCUCGUUGCAUUUAAGUCACAAGUCCUUUAAAAGAAAGGGUAGCUGAAGGAAAUGCUUGCAGUCUAUUUUCUUAGGAAGGAGGUACUUCAGUAAGGAGCUGGAAUGUUGCGGGUGAGUUUGGUCCGUAGAUGAUCCAAUGUUCUGCCUUUGGCAUCUUUAGUUCCAGCAGUCUGCUUCAGUAUGCAACCCAGGCUUUCAGGGUCCCUCACUUUUUCUUAAACAUAUUUCCCCUUUCCUAAGCUGCUAAAGAGAAAUGCUGCCUCACGUCUAGGAGCUGGUCCUGGAGAUGCUGGAGAAGUUCAGGUAAUUUUUGCUUAAUGCUUUUGCUCAACUGAAACACAAGGCUAGACUUUCUCCUGGUUUCUUUCUUUCUUUCUUUCUUUCUUUCUUUCUUUCUUUCUUUUUUGAAGGACAUCUGUGUUGUGAUCUGGAGCAUGUUCCAUAGAGACAGUGUUUGUAUACUAUUUGAAAGAAACGGUGGGCAUCUCUUACUUUUUAAAUUACAAUCCAAAUUGUUUUGAACUGGUUUGCCAUCCUGGCUUCCUUCAAGGAGUUUGGGAAACUAGUGGUUUAGGGCUAUGUGUGAGAGGGGGAGAGGGAGAAAAUGCUGGCUGCCUCUCAGAGCAAUUCUAGGGUCAGUGGGAUGUAUAACAGCUAAAGAGAGCCCUAUUAUUUCAUUACCAGUUGUAAGCACGACUUGAAUCCAAACUGAGGAAAGAAACGAACAUGGCUUUCCUCCUUGCCUGUAUUCAUUCUUAUCACCUUCAGCACACCAGACAAGUUGUCCCCUUUUAGGUUUGUGUAUAGCUUAGGAAGCUUCCACUUUGAGAUCUUUUUCUCUUCCGGGUUGGAUUCUGACUGUUGUCUAAUAAUGGUCCUUAGGCUCAUCCUUUCUUCAGACACAUCAACUGGGAAGAGCUAUUGGCUCGGAAGGUGGAACCCCCAUUUAAACCGUUAUUGGUAUGUAUUGGUAAUGCUUCCUUUGGUGCUGGAUAAUAUUUCACAUAUAAACUUAGUAUUUGCUUUGUGGAUCCCAAAGUGCCCAGGCUUUCCCCCUAAAUAAUUGUUCGGAGGCACACCCCAUUUCUCCUCUAAGUAUUUAUACCUAGCUCUUCAUUGAAUAUUUCAAGAGCAGGGAAUGGUGACAUAAAAAUAAAAUGAAAAAUGCACAGGGGGAAAGUAUAGUAUACAAAAAAUUCAGACUCAGUAGAAACAAGUCUGAAAAGAAAAAAAAAGGGGGGCCAUCACUAAUCAAAGCAAAGGUAAGCUGUAGUGAGCACAACAAUUAUAAUUUCCAUUUAAACCAAAUUCCUGGGUAAAGAAAACAGGACACAUGACAACUGAAACAACCAGAUGGUCUAGCAGCAGUUCCCACUCCAUCUCUCCCCUGGGGCUGCUCACUCCAGGCCUUUGGAGACACUGAAGUAGUGACCCCAAAGGGGUGAAAAGAGUGCUGUCAAUGGACUGCCCCAAAAGGGGUGACCUCUUCAAACAGUGAUUUGUCAUCAGGGAGUUUUCCUGCAGUUUCUUUUAUCUGCCAUUCUGACGAUUUCAGUCAUCUGCUAUUAAAGGAGUUUUGCUUGAUAAUCUGUUGACCUUCAUCCAUAUAUAUAUAUUUUGCAAAGCAAUCCGAAGAGGAUGUGAGCCAGUUUGAUGCAAAAUUUACCCGUCAGACUCCUGUCGACAGCCCCGACGACUCGACUCUCAGUGAAAGUGCCAACCAGGUCUUUGUGGUAAGUAGGAGUGGGGCUAAGUACUGGAUUGUUGAAAACCAGCAGAAUCCUGGUCUUCAGGCUGCAGGGAAUGUCAGAAGGCCUGUUGAGGGUGCAGACAUUCUGGAAGAUGCUCUCUGCCACUGCCAGGCCUCCUUUCUGAAGCUUGGGCACGCUCUGCAUCUCCCAUGACUACUUAGUAGGCUCAGUUUCCCAAUAUCCAUUGCUUCUUGUUCCUUAUUCUGGUCUGCAGCUGGUUUUAUGUAGUGGCAUAGGCCAGGGAUAAGGAGCCUGUGGAUGGUGUUGGACUCCUUCCAUCAUUCUUGACCAUUGGCCAUGUUGGCUGCAGGAGCUGAUGGGAGUUGAAAUUAAUACAGGGAUUUGGGCAACAGCUGUCUGAGAGCUUCUGAAAGUACACAUAGGCACAAUGGAGCAAAUUCAGAGUUUAUAGCCAGGGCUGCUGCAAUAAACAGCUGUGCAAGCCUUUGGGAGGCAGAGACAUGAGAGAGCAUCAGAGGAGGGAGGGAGGGAAGGAAAGAGGGACAGAGACCAGUGUUGCCCAUGGCACCCCUGAGCAUCCUUCAAGGCACCUCUGGGGGCCAUGGCACACUGGUUGAAAACUGCUCUGACCAAAGGCAGUUUUGAUGUUCAUGCAUGUUCCUGUUAACAACCCACAUAUUGGCUCUAUCUAGAUGGCUAGGUCCUGCCAACCUAGCAGUUCAAAAGCACGUCAAAGUGCAAGUAGACAAAUAGGUACCGCUCUAGCGGGAAGGUAAACGGCGUUUCCGUGCACUGCUCUGGUUCGCCAGAAGUGGCUUAGUCAUGCUGGCCACAUGACCCGGAAGCUGUACGCCGGCUCCCUCGGCCAAUAAAGCGAGAUGAGCGUCGCAACCCCAGAGUCGGCCACGACUGGACCUAAUGGUCAGGGGUCAAUUUACCUUUACCUUUAGAUGGCUAGGAUUUUUUGUGGGGGGGGGUACUGGUUCUUUCACGUUCUGCUCCUGUCAUAACACAGAACAUUCAUUCAAAUUCUUUGGGGGGGGGUGUACUUGGCAACAAUUAUUUCCCACCAUCUAGGGUUUCACAUACGUGGCUCCAUCUGUACUUGAAAGUGUGAAGGAGAAGUUUUCCUUUGAACCAAAAAUCCGAUCACCUCGCAGAUUCAUUGGCAGCCCACGGACACCAGUCAGGUAUUUCUCUUUCCCUUCCCCCACCCCUAGUUUUGGUGAGUAGCAGCAAGAGGGUCAUUGAGGUGUUGAGGGUCUGGGCCUUUCCAGGGUGGUGAGAGAGAAUAUAAAUGGUUAAUUUUACCAUUUAUAGUGCUCUGUCUCACUAGGGAAGGGGCAUAGCUCAGUGGUAGAGCUUUUGUUUUGCAUGCAGAAGGUCAAGAAUUCAGUUUUCGAUGCCUCCAUGUAAGGGUGGGAAAGGUUCCCUGCCUGGAACCCAGGAGAGCUGCUGCCAAACAGCUAAAAUGGUGCCCUCUAGAUGUUGUGGACUGCAUUUCUCUCUGAGAUUUGGCUGUGCGGCUCAUGGCUCUCUUCUGCCGCCACUGUCGGAGGCCUCUGAAUGCCCGUUGCUGAGAAUAGCAAGUGUGGUGGGUGCUGUUGCAUUCUGGUUCUCGCUGGCUUCCUAGGGGCACCUAGCUCUGAGAACAGGAUGCUUUCUUGGCCUUUGUCCUGACCCAGCAGGGUUCUCGCAUGAUCUGAAAGGCACAAGGCUCGGAAAUCCCUUGAAGUUUCCUGGAUGUUGCUGUGGAGUUCCAAAGUCAGAAACAGUAGCCCAAUUAAACCUGUUGAAUCAGGUGCUUCUGCUAGGUGUAGUGCAAGAGCUAGCAUGUUUCUGUGUGUUUUUUCUGCAAAACUUCUUUCAACCAACGUUUCUUCUCUCUCUUUAAAGCCCUAUCAAGUUCUCUCCUGGGGACUACUGGGGGCGAGGUACUUCCUCUGGCGUGGGAAACGCUCAGGCGCCCGUGGAGUACCCAAUGCAGACGGGUGGGAUAGAGCAAAUGGACGUGUCGGUCUGUGGGGAGGCCUCAGCUCCACUCCCUAUCCGACAGCCAAACACCGGGCCCUACAAGAAACAAGCCUUCCCUAUGAUCUCCAAGCGGCCAGAGCACUUGCGCAUGAAUCUAUGAUGAAAUCAGCAGCAAUCAUUUCCAAAAACUUGCUUCUGGGUAGCAGCAACCGAACGCGAAGGAUGAACCUCCUGCUCCUCCUCCUCUGAGGGGCGUCCGCUCUCAUCACGCUGUAAACGAGGGCUCCUGCGGCUUCUUUCUCAGCGACAGUAUCAAAGUCGGCCAUCGCACGGAAUGAACUGGGAAAGAAGAGGGCAAAAAAACCCGUGGAUCCUUCUCUCCUCCUCCUCCUCCUCGCCCCCUUUUGCCUCUCCUCCGAAUCAAUGGUGCAUUAAGAGAGGACUUGAGCAAAAUAGUAUUGUGUGACUCUUAAAGCACAGCCGUGCAGCGUGUCCUGUGGGCACGUGCCAUUCUUUCAGCUCUCUUAUCAAGGAUUUUUCAGGUCGAUAGCUUCAGGCCGGACAGUAUUGAGGGUGGGGUGUGGCUUCUGCGCCAUACAGUCUGAAGGGUUAGCCUGGGUCACUGAGCCAAACGUGUGCAGAGUGUCACCUCUCGGGCUUGACCUCCCUCCCCGCCCCCACGGAUUUGUUCGCCUGUAGGCGUAUUUCAGGUGGCUUCCUGCGGUUGUGUGAAAUUGGGGAUCCGAAGCAAACUCCAACCCUUGGUCGUUCCAUCUGCAAAAAAACAAACUUUUUUUUAAAAGUAUAAAUAUAUAUAUAUAUAUUUUUCAAAUAGAGUCCCUCCCCCACUUUUUUGCCCAAGAUGGUUCAUUAUGGAAAGUAUCCCGGACUUUGAAUUAUAUGCAGAAUUAUUGGUUAGAUGGAGCUGAAGUCGGAGGGGGAAGAAGGCUUAAGAAUUUGUUUGCUCUCCUAGUGAAAUAAUGGAACUGGUUUGGGGUUUUUUUUAUAUAAAAAAGAUGAAAUUGAAAUCACUGUUGUUAUUGGAAUGGGGUGGGUGAGAGAGUUCACCCUGCCUUGUCUUAUUUAAAAUGCCUCUUUCUACAGGAUCAGAUCAGGUGUCGCCCCCCCCCCCCGCGUAAAACCCUAGCGGGCAUGGAAGGCCCUCCAACUCAGCCCCUCCGUUUGCAUUGGGUUGUCUCCAGUGCUAAGCCUACCCUAGAGUAGCUUCAUUGACAUUAAAGGGCGUGACAGACUUGGGUCUCUUCGUUUCAGUGGUUCUGCUCUUAACUGAAUUUAGUUUGGUACAACCCAUACAGCUCCAAGCAAGUGUGGAGGGGGGGGGUCUCUCCCUGCCAGUACAGAGAGCUCCACACAUCCAUCAAAGUUGUCACCUACCCACCCCCUUCUUUGCCGUGGGUUUAUAGUACUGUCCUCCAUCAUUCUAAGCAGGAACCUGCUGGCUAAAGUUUCACCUCUAUAAUUUGUUUUAAGAGAUACCAGGAAUAUGUUAAGAUCGUUUAAGCCAUCAAAAAAAGAGAGAAAAGUAAAGGAUGUUAGAAAGGAAUACAACCACAGUAUCUUUUUAUUUUUUUUUUAUUUUUUUACAAUUUACAUUUAUGCUGGUCUUGCAGCUUAAGUGGUAAUGCUUUGGAGAGAUGGUUUUCUGCCAUCUUUGCUCCAUUUCUAUUAUGAAUUACAAAAAAAACCCUUGUUUUUUUUCCUUUGUGCUGAGGCGAUCUAUCUACUGAUUGUAUUGAAGAAAACCACACACAGACACAAAGCAAAACACAACAAGUAUUAUUAAGAUGGCCUUCAACGAAUGUCUUCCAGAGAACUUUUGCAACUUAAUUUUAGGAAACGUUCAAAAGGUUUACUAUUUAUGUUUUCUGCAAUUGUUGUUGAAAAAAUAAAAUCUGUACAAAAGUGACUUUACAGGUACAAAGAAUUAAAUAAAGGUAUCUUCACCUUAACUUAAUACUUCCUGCCUUAAAUAAAACAUUUCCAUGUACGUAGCUGGCGAAAGGGGGUGAAUAAUGGUCUGCAGAGCUUUACGCUAGUGUAGAGAGUGGGUGGGUAUGCGUGAGUAGGUGUGUGUGGAUCUUUGUGUAAUGGUGCGGUUUCUAACUCUUUCUGUGCAAAUUCUGCCAUUGUAGGAAAUAGAUCUCUCUUUUUUGCUUUAUUUUGAUUCUUCUCUUGAGCCAUAGGAUCCAAGCCAUAACUCUUCCAAAAAAGAAAAAUAACUGAAUCCGGUCAGAGGAUCCACCUUUUGCAGUACAGUAUAGCAUGGAGCGAAACAAUGGCUGCUCCUAAGCCCUAGUGGAUUAGAUCCUCCUUUGGAUCUCCACCAUCUGUGGAUUCCACACACCCUGCCAGCUUACAGCCCCUGCUCUCUCUCUCCGGUGCUAUUCCAGAGGGUCCUCCGAUGGUUUCACAGGGUGCAGGCUACAUGUGGCUGCAAUGGGAACAGCGGGGGAAGUCUGUGUGUGGGUGCUGCCUGCAGUUGUCUGGCUUCAAGCCGUCACCAGUGGUGGGGCAUUGGUGGCCCUCUGGACAUUGCUCCCAUGAGCCCCUACAGCCAACAUGGCAGUGGUCAGGAAUGUUGGGGGCUGUAGUCCCCGUUCUUUGGAGCAGCAAAAUUCAAGUAGUAGAGUAGCAUUGAACAGUGGUUUAAAAACCCCUACUAAUUUCAGUGGGACUUUGGGGGGGGGGGGAGAGAUGGACAGAUGAAGUCUUGAGGGGCGUAGCAUCCUCCCAGGGCCCAGAGUCACUCCAUUCCACUAAAUGUUCACAUCUCUGAAGCAUGGAGGUGGGGAGAUGGAAUUGCUUUGGGUUGAGCCCACUGCCUUUCCACUCCUGGACACACUUUUAACUCCAUGUCUUGCGGAAGUACAGGUAUUAACUUCAAAGCAGAGUUGAGCCCGGCUUAAGGUUAGACGACAUUUUUCUGUGGUGGAUGCAGGUUGCCCAGGAAACACAUGAUUCUAGCAACGCCAUGCUGCCAGAAGUGCGAGCGCUUCGGUUAUGUAAUCUUCGUAUCGGGGAAACUAAUUGCACGUUUGAGAGCGGCAGCGGGGAGGGUCCUAUGUGGUGCCUGCGUCACAGGUAACUGGUGGAAGGUGGGAAGUGCUUGGCUUUUUGUCAAGACGUUCUCUACCUGCAUAAACGUCUCAACCAGGCCUUGGGCACGACUUGGCAGUUCCUGGGUGCUUUUGCUGGCUUUGAAGAGCUAUUCGGGCUGACCUGUUUUUCCACAUUUUGGUUUUACAAGGGAAAUCCGGCUAAGGCAGGGGGUGGUGGCCCUCCAGUUGUUUUUGGAUUCCCAACUUCCAUCAGCCAAAGCCAGCGUGGCCAGUCAGGGAUGAUGGGAGUUGGAGUGUAGACUCUGAAGGGCCAAAGUUGCCCCACUUCUGCGUCAAGGCAACUUCCGUGACUCUAUAGCCAACCAAAUGUUUAUCGCUUCUCUAGUAUGCAGUGAAGCUGACUUUGCCGUUCACUCACGUUUUAUGUAUUGGAGGCAGUAUAGUUGUGGAUGAUGGCUUGUGCUUUGUGAAAGCCAGAAAUCAGUUGUGCUAGAAUCCCGUGUGCCAUUGCCUCAGGGUAUGUCCUGUUAACUCAUUGGACUUACUUCUGAGUAGUAGGAGUGUUCUGUUAGGCACAAUUCCAUGGGGUGUGACAGAUUAUGUUGAGUAGCCAAACAUGGUUCCACCCAGAUGUUGUGUACCAUAGCUUUCAUUGCCCUUUGGCCAUUCUGGCUUAAGGCUGAUGGAAAUUUAGCCCCACAACAUCUGGAAACCAUGACGUUGGCAGGCCCCACGGAAAUGGCCAGGAGUCAUACGAGAGCCGAAUUUAGAAUGAGCCCCAUUUGGUAGUGGGUUAGCCCUACCUCUUCUCUAAAAUGAGAGAUCUCUGGUGAUCUUGUGUGUGGUCCUGCUCUGGGUAAAUAUAACCAUCGGGUUGGCUAAUAGGGUCAGCAGAAGGUGGCAAAAGUGUUUUGAAUCUGUUUUCCAGUUUAAUCAUUUCACUUCCUAAACUGUGUUCAUCAUCUUUGAACUGUGAAACUCUUGAAUCUUGACUUGGGACAGCAAGCACACACUAUGCAAUAUGGGGUUAUCCUGUAUUUAUUUGUAUAAAUAGAUAUCCAAACCUUGAUUUCUCUCUCUGUCUCUCUCUUUGUAUAUAGCUGUUAUAGUAUCAAUAUUAUAUUAGUCACAAGACUUUGAAAAGGAGUGGGAUUCUUACUCCUGUAUGACUUCAGAAAGAAUGCUAGUGUGUGAAAUGCCGUGACUGUCAGAGAACUUAAGUGCUUUCUUUUUUAAAAAAAAGUCUUAAAAGUUUUCAUUGAGGUAUAGGAAUUAAGAUUUAUUUUGUACAAGAUGUGCUUUUUUAAUUAUAAUCUUGGGAUUUUGCUAUAAUUUGAUUUUUAUAGAUUUUUGUACCAUUAUAUUAUUAAAAAAAAUGGGAUUAAUACCUGCUGAGGCUAACCACAUAUUUAAGCAUUAAACUUGAACCAUGUAUUAUUUCCACUAGAGAUCCAUGAUAGUGAAAUGUAAGCAGUGCUCGUUGUAUUCCACUGUUCACUUUGAGGAACAGAGAAGUGAAUAGGUCAGCUGGCCUGAGAGCCCUCCCAUCCCAAGAGAUCUAUGGGUGGGUGUGUUAAAAUCUCAACUAUUGCCAUUCCCUGUUGAAUACGUGGUGCAUUUGAAUUUUUGCAACCCAUGGGAAUUUGGGGUGAGAUUAGACAGCAUUCGAGUGUUUGACUCUCAUUACAACCCCUGUGCUCUAACCUACUUGAUGGAAGGACAUCUUUUCUAGAGCCUGUGUGGGUAACCUUUAGCUCUCCAGGUGUUGCUGGACUACAACUCCCAUCAGCCUUAGCAAACACAGCCAAAGGCCAAGCAUGAUGCAACUUGUGGCGCAGCAACAUCUGGAGGGCCAACAGUUGCCCACACCGGAUCUACAGUGUUGCUGUGUCUGGUGGAGCCACCCCUUCCCAUUUACUGCUCUUGUUCUUGUUUAUGAAAGUGAAGGUUCCCAGAAUUGCCAAGAAAUAGUAGCUAGUUGGGAUCUGUAUACCGUUUAAUGGGCAACAGGGUUUGCAUUCUCCUAAUUGAUAACACUCAGCCGGCCAAAGUGGGCUUGUGUGGCUUAUCACCUCCCCCCCCCCCCAAUCACGUAGAUGGUCUGGGUGCUAUGCACCGUCAGCCCAAUUUUAUGUGUAGCUCCUAUUAUCACGGAAGGGAAGUGUGUUAAGAAUCCUUGCCCAGGUUUAUGCAUGAACUGGUUCCUCUUUUCUUCCUGUUUUGGGAGUCUUAAGACAGGGUUGGCGACACUUGUGGCUCUCCACAUGCUGGCUGAGAUUGCUGGGAGACCAGCAGCCUUUGGAGUGCCACUGCUUCCCCACUCUUGGGUAUGUAUAUCGGAAGAGGAAAGGUGGUCUGAACCUGGAAGGGAAAAAGAGAACCCCAGCUGCCAUAUUAUUACCUUGUCCUCUCUGGCAAGAGGAUGCUAAUCAACCCACCAAACAUUGCUGAGCCACACACAUCUGCUCAGCAAACCCUUCUGAGCCCUACUGAUAUGAAUCAAAUCUGGGCAGCAGCAGUGCUAGAGUGAUCCCUGGUCUCUUCUCAAAGACAGCUUAGUAUAUUUGAGGGUGUGAGCAGCUGUCCCUAAGCUCUUGGAAGAGGAGCAAAUGGGGAUCUAGGUUUCAUCACCUCUGGUGUCUUGAACUGUGCAGGCAUCUUCAGAAAUUAACAUGUUUACAUCAUGGUGUCUGUGAGCCUUUGGGGAAGGAAAGGAAGCGGGAGAAAGCUGCAUAAGGGCUUCAAGGUUUGGUGGUUUUGAAUUUUCAUCUGUAUGCUUUAAGGAAGUGUUCAUUCUGCUAGACGUUAGCUGGCUUUGUAAACCAUCUGUUAAGAAUCAGAUUCUACAGCUGCCUUACUAAGAAUGGUAUGAGGGGUCGAAACUCCCUCCCUGCAUUUCAUUCUGUAUUAUUUACUGUAAUAAUAUAUACUUUAUUUCAAAACAAAUGGAUGUAAAUAGCAAUUAAAUGCAACUUUGAAUGAAUGUA